GGCAUCGGGUCUUUAAGCUUGACAGCGGGUACCAGGUCAUCUGGUUCGACAGCGGGCACCGAGUCAUCUGGCAAAACAGCGGGCACCGAGUCAUCUGGCAAGACAGCGGGCACCGAGUCAUCUGGCAAGACAGCGGGCACCGAGUCAUCUGGCAAAACAGUGGGCAUCGGGUCUUUAAGCUUGACAGCGGGUACCAGGUCAUCUGGUUCGACAGCGGGCACUGGGUCAUCAGGCAUUGGAUCGUCUGGCUCGACAGCGGGUACCGGGUCAUCUGGCUUGACAGCGGGCACCGGGUCAUCUGGCAACAGGACAUCUGGCUCGAUCAGUUCAACAGGCUGGGUAGGAACAUCAGGCUGGGUAGAACCAUCAGGCUGGGUAGAACCAUCAGGCUGGGUAGCGUACACUGGGUCAUCAGGCAUCAGGGGGCACCAGGCUGAACCACGGAAGGUGGGUUCUCAGAAGGCAGGCUGACCGGUUUGGAUACUGGCAGGAUGGUACUGGUUGGAAAG
Staurois parvus is the source of this 509-nucleotide messenger RNA. The record is from the annotation of a GenBank genome assembly. Lineage: Eukaryota; Metazoa; Chordata; Amphibia; Anura; Ranidae.